This is a messenger RNA of Nymphalis io (European peacock), 2468 nucleotides long. RefSeq names its product U4/U6 small nuclear ribonucleoprotein Prp3 (gene Prp3). Bases 236 to 2362 code for a protein of 708 amino acids. Gene Ontology annotation, biological process: mRNA splicing, via spliceosome. Lineage: Eukaryota; Metazoa; Arthropoda; Insecta; Lepidoptera; Nymphalidae. The transcript has 15 exons. The record is from RefSeq and is a predicted model, not a curated record. Gene Ontology annotation, cellular component: U4/U6 x U5 tri-snRNP complex.
UGUCUAUGAUUAUUGUUUACGUCAGAUUUCUCAAAGUAAAUGCAAAUAUAAGGCAUAAAUAUUGCACUUUUUCUAAAAUAAUGAAUUAUCACAAUCAAAACAUUUAAUUAAACCGUUAAGUAUUUUAAAAAUGUGUAAAGUUUUCUUCUAAAUAGAUUAAUGUAUAUAACCAGCCACAUAACCUAGAAGGUGUCAGGAUUCUUCGUUGUGUUUUACUUGUAUACAAAUUUUAAUUAUGGCUUACCAGUUAUCAAGAAGAGAGGUUGAAGAUUUACGCUCUUCCCUCGACCGUGCUAUUUACAGGACUAUAGGAAAAUCAGAUAGCUCUUUACUUUCCACUGUUUCCUCUUGUCUCACAAAUGGGUACGAGCGUCGUAAGAUAAUAGACAAGAUAUCUUCACACAUAGAUUCCAAGAAAGCAAGCAAGCUAGCCGACAAGGUAAUAGCUCUCGCACAAGAGCUGGUCUCCACAUCGAAGACGCAGAAACGGAAACAUGAUGACAAAGAUAAAGACAAAGAUUCAAAGAGAUCCCGUCACGAUGACAGACAUGAAUCCCGUGAUGAGAAACGCGACCGGGAUCGAGAUAAGGAUAAGGAGGAUAAAGACAAAAAAGCAGAUAACGGUAUAGAGUUACCCUCCAUACUCUCUGAUGGGGAGACCAUUGGCUCCAAGAUGGCUGGUCUAAGUGCUGACAAAAUUAAGGUGAUGAUGGCGAACGCUCAAAAGGAGAUCGAAGAACGCAAACGCGCGUUACUCGCCCUGAAGGGGGAGACCCGUAACGUGAACACUGCAGCGGCCGCGGCACAGCAGAUCAAGGUCCAGAUGCAGCAGAACAAUGCGAUACCACCCCCUAGUGUUAUCAAACCGGUUCUUUAUUCUAAACCUGCCGUACAACCCAUAACUGCUGAGGAGUUGGAGAAGCAGAGGAAGAUAGCAGAACUUCAGGCCAGGAUACAGAGAAAGUUAGCGGGCGGAGCCCUGGCCGCGGCUGGCGCGUCCGGUCCGGCGCCCCUCAUCCUGGACCGCGAGGGUCGCACCAUCGACACCAGCGGGAAGCGGGUCCAGUUGACACACGUCGCGCCCACGCUUAAGGCCAACAUCCGCGCCAAGCGCCGCGAGGAGUUCCGCGCGCAGCUGAGCGCGCACGCGGCCGACGCCGACGACGCGGCGCCGUGGCGCGACGCGCGCCUCGCCGCGCGCGCGCCCGCCCGCGCGCGCCGCGCGCUGCGCUUCCACGAGCCCGGCAAGUUCACGCAGCUGGCGGAGCGCCUGCGCAUGAAGGCGCAACUGGAGAAGCUCCAGAACGAAAUAUCUCAAAUAGCUCGCAAGACGGGCAUCUCGUCCGCCACCAAGCUGGCGCUGCUGGCCGCCGACGUGCCCGACUACGACCGCGUGCCCGACAUCGAGUGGUGGGACAGCGUAAUCCUGAUGACGGCCGAGGAGCGCGAGGCGAAGCGCCAGCGCUCGGUCGGGGCCUCGGCCGACGAGCGCUCCGACAUGCAGCGGGUGGAGGCCUGCAACCUGGGCGCCGACGACAUCGUCGACAACGUCAACGAGGACGCCAUCACCAACCUCGUGGAGCACCCGCAGCAGCUGAGGCCGCCCACGGAACCAUUAAAACCGACAUACAUGCCAGUCUUCCUCACGAAGAAGGAGAGGAAGAAAUUGAGGCGACAAAGCAGGAGGGAAGCUUGGAAGGAAGAACAGGAGAAGGUGCGACUCGGACUCGAGGCGCCGCCUGAACCAAAAUUGAGGAUAUCGAACCUGAUGAGGGCGUUGGGUACGGAGGCAGUCCAGGACCCGACAGCCAUCGAGGCGAAGGUCAGGGAGCAGAUAGCGAAGCGGCAGAAGACACAUCUCGAAGCGAACAAGGCGAGGGCGCUCACGAAGGACCAGAAACGGGAGAAGAUCGACAGAAAGAUACGUGAGGACACGUCGAUGAGCGUCCACGUUGCUGUCUACAGGGUGAAGGACCUGUUCGAGUGCGCGUCCGCAAAGUUCAAGGUGGAGGUGAACGCGCAGCAGCUGCAUAUGACGGGCUGCGUCGUGCUGCACCGCGGCUGCUGCGUCAUCGUGGUGGAGGGAGGACCUAAGCAGCACGCCAAGUACAAGCGCCUAAUGUUGCAUCGAAUCAAAUGGGAGGAAGAGAUCAUUAAGGACGCGGACGGUCAGCAGACCGGGAACAGCUGCCACCUCGUGUGGGAGGGCGCCACCGCCAAGAGGGCCUUCGGAGACAUCAAGUUCAAAGUGAUGCCGACGGAGAAGCAAGCGAGAGAGCUGUUCCACAAGCACGGCGUAGAGCACUACUGGGACCUCGCCUACAGCGGAGCCGUGCUCGGGGCUGGCGCGGAGGAGCCCUAGACACAGGCUAGGCACAGGAGCCCUAACGGAAGACAAGACCCCAAGAUACUGACAUGCAGUUUUAAACACGGCGUGUAAAAUAUUAAAAAUAAAUACAUAAAACGUG